CAACUCAGUACACUCCGCUUUGGUUCCGAAGACAACCAAGAUGCAUAUCAAAAUAUAUCUUUUAGCAUUGCUUUGUUACGUUUGUUGCACUAAUGCUAAUCUGGAAGGUCCGUUUUUGUUCUUUGGGCCAAAAUCUUUGGAGAAAUACCGUCGGCCAGCGUUGAAGUACUUAGAACAAGAUGACUUGAUGAAAAUUUAUGAAGAGCAAGCUGCCAUAGUGGUGUUUAAUAAUCAGGACAGUGUGCCUCUGUCUAGUGGCUGUUUCCCGAGACUAAGAAAGAUGUUGGAAGGUCAGACCAUGUUGGUGCUGCCUCAGGAUUUCUUGGAUGUGCAUCCAGAUUACAUCAGCAAUGAAACUCAGAUGCUGACGCUGCAGGGCCCGUGGUCCGAGCGCGACGCGCAGAUGACGGAGACCUUCGCGCGGCUGCACGACAUCUACGGCGAGGGGCGCGUGCUCGGCAUACUCGGGAACUCGGUGUCCCAACCGGCGGCGGUGGAGGAGGCGGCGGGCGAGUGGGCGCGCGCGCGUCGCCAGGCCUCCGCGCCGGGCGACGAGGACGACGUCGCCGACGACAGGGCCGCCGGCGGCCGCGCGCUCCCCAAAUACGCACUGUACAACGCCAGCAGUCCGCCGGGCAAAGGCGCGCUGCUGUACUCCUCCGGCUGGCCCGAAGUGCGCUGGCCCGACGGCGCGGUGGCAGUGCUGAGCACUCCCGUGGGGGAGCCCACGGUCAAGACAACUCGACUUUACACUUUUCUCGUCGUGCGGUUCGCCGAUGGCAACAGCACUUACAAGACAACUCUGGACUUCUCGUUCAAACAGUCCCAGGGCUGGUGGAUAGCCUCAGGUGUGGAGGUAAAACGAGGGCUGGAAAUGGAAGGUCUCAACCUGCAGGCUCCCGCGCCCCCCGACACGCCCUCCGCAGUUCUCGGCAAGGCCUAUCACUGCUCCCUGCCUCUUGUGUAUACCUCCAAAGAUGGAGGCAGUUUGACUCUACCUGACAUACGAAUGCAGAUGUUCAUGGACAGCACUGAGAAAUUUUCAGACGCCUUUGACUGUAUUGGAUUCACCACCGUUCCCAUAUGGUCGGGUCUGAUGAUAGCGUUUCUUAUGCUGAUGGUGCUUGGCGUGUCCGUCACGAUGAUCAUGGGUAUCAAGACCAUGGACCGCUUCGAGAACACCCGAGGCAAGCAACUCACGAUUACCGUCAGCGAAUAAACGCUCAACGCGCGAGAAGUAUUAUUUUCUUUCUUUUACGGUGCCGUCUUCUCAACAAGUUCGGCAAUAACCGUAAGAAACAUUACACAAGAGUAAUUAAUAUUUCGAAUUUGUUUGUGCAACUUAUUAGUACCUCUAUUAUAAUAAGUUUCAGGGUUUAUUUCCGUGAAAGAUUUCCUUGUUCAUGUCAUCGCUGUACCUGUACAAGAAGCUGAAUCUUGGAGCACCAUUGUGCCAUAUGCUCUUCAUAGAGGGGACGCAUGCUCUGUAGUGGCACGUAUUGUAUGAGCGUGAUGCAAUCAACUCAAUUUCCAAUUCAUUUAUUUCACUGGGAUUUGCCUUGCGACAUAUAAAGUUUUUAUAAUUUUCAUGUAGACUCCGAUGCAACAAUUCGUUCACAAUAAUAAAUUUGACAUAUCUUGUUUAGUUUAAAAUUAUGAAUUGUAUGUGUAACCAAGUACCUUUGUCUGAAGUUUUAGUCGUUUGUAAAUAUUCUAUAUUCUAAUUCUAAUAUUCUAAUAAAAGGAAACCCAGCGCAUGUCUCAUAUACAUAUCCAAUCAUAGUUAUUCUAUUAGAUGUUUGUGAUAACAAAUUGUAUUCUGCUUGG
Molecule: messenger RNA, 1827 nt
Organism: Hyposmocoma kahamanoa
Lineage: Eukaryota; Metazoa; Arthropoda; Insecta; Lepidoptera; Cosmopterigidae
Exons: 7
Coding region: 41-1219 (392 amino acids)
Cellular component (GO): proton-transporting V-type ATPase complex
Source: RefSeq, a predicted model, not a curated record